Paramecium pentaurelia is the source of this 4726-nucleotide messenger RNA. NCBI's taxonomy places the organism in Eukaryota, Ciliophora, Oligohymenophorea, Peniculida, Parameciidae. The record is from the annotation of a GenBank genome assembly.
AUGAUUUAAAUAAUUUUUCCUUCAUUUUUUAUUCUCCUCUAAUAAAUUCAUGACAAAAUUUCUCAAAAAAAUCCUCGUUUUAUUUCUAGAAUGUCCAUGCUUUUAAUGACCAAUUAGUCUGAUCAUAAAUAUGACUUUUUCUUUUGUAGCCAAUUGGCUCAUUAAUAAUAAUAGAUGAUUCCAUUGCUUAUUUUUAUUAAUAUGAAUAAUUAUUACAUUGAAAUACUCCAUAAUUUUGGAAAAGUCAAGACAAUACCUAUCGAUUUCAUUAAAAAUUUGAAUAAAGAUGUUUCCAACUUGUAUGAACUAUUCCAGAUGUUUGCUUAAAUGUUUGAAGAACAUCCAGAAAGUCCUGAUCUUAUUAUCCUAACCAUUUCAUUAUCUUAAGAUGUUCCUCUUUUUUACUCUGUGCAAUCAUUAAAUAAUUUAACAGUGUUGCUUUUCCAAGCUCAUAUGAUAGACUUGGCUAAAAAGGUAGCAAAAUUUAACUUAAAAUACUUUGAAUAAGACAUACCAUAACUACAUAUUAUCUCACAUUUGAACCUAGCCAGAAUUUACUAUUUCUUGUAAGAUUUCAAAAAAUGUCUUGCAAUUACUGAAAAGGCCUUAAUUCAUUAUGAACCAUAUGUAAGGUUUACAUUUUAAUUAGAUCAGAUUUUCAAAGAAAUAAAAAAUUCUUGCAAUCCUAAAGAUAUUGUUCUUCUUCUUAAUGGUUAUAUUUUCUAUGCAAAAACAGUGCAAAAUUUAUAAGUUCUUGGAUUUUGUUAAGAUUUAGAUUUUUAAUAAUUUUUUAUAAAUGGAGCCAAACUUGGUCGGAAGUAUUUGGGACCAUCACAUCACAUUACAAAGUUAUUUUUAUUUAGUGAAAGAGGAUCUAAUAUGAAAAAAAGUGUCAAUAACUAUAUUCCAUUGGUAUCAAUUAAAAUAUAUAAUUAUAGAAAAAAACAUAUGGCAAAAUAUUGAAUACUUAAAAAGUUUGUUUCUAAGUUCAUCAAUUACUGAAAACAUUGAAGAAAGGAAAAGCUCCUCUAUUUAAAAAUCCAAGACACAUUGAAAGAUCAAUUAGUGAAGCAUAAGGAUUUAAGACUUUCAAACGUCCUGAUUCUGUCAAGCCCUAAUCAUAAAGACAUGAACUAAAUUAAUUGUAAAAAAUUUAACCAGCAAACGUCUAAAAAGGAAGUUUUCGUAUCUAGUCUCCUAAGGUAUAUUAUUUGUAAAUUUAUUAGUUAAUUUAAAGCCAGUAAAUUUAACCUUAGAAUGAUCUUGAAUAAAUUAUAUAGAGAAAAAUAGACACUUUUAUGAAAUCUUAAAGUUAAAAGAAAUAAGAACCCAAAAUUAUUGAAUUGGAAAAAAAAAUUGAUGAAUUAACAAAAGAAAAUAAAAGAAUUUAAAAUUAAAGAAAGGAAAGAGAAAUUGAAGUUGAAGAAUUAAAAGAUAAAAUAACAUAGUUAAGUGCUGAGGCUUCAAAAAUUAAAUUUAGACUAUAAGAACAAGAGACAGCAUAGGAAAAGAUGAAAUAGUUAUAAUAAUAACAAUAAUAAUAAUAAUAAUAAUAAUAAUAAUAACAAUAAUAAUAAUAAUAGUAAUAAUAAUAAUAAUUAUAAUAAUAAUAGUAAUAGUAAUAAUAAUAAUAACAAUAAUAAUACUAAUUUUAAUAAUAAUAAUAAUAAUAAUAAUAGCAAUAAUAAUAAUAUUCCUAAGUUUCAACUUAAUAACAAUAAAGUUCCGAUUCCUAAGCUGCAAUAAUGUAAGAAAGAAUGAGCUUUGGUGUUGCUUCAAAUCAAUCUUAAAAGAUUCAAAAUUUAUCAAUAAAAAAAUAAGAAAGGUAAAGUACAAUUGAUAUUCAUAACCUAAUUAAUGGAUUAGUAGAUACAGAUGAACCAAAGAUUAAUAGUAUAUCUAUGAUAAAUGAUACAGAUUUUACAUUAGAUUUGAAUUUAACAAUAUUAGAUUGUAAUAAAUUUUAAAAUUAAUUUAGAGAUGGAUCAAUCUAAAUAAUAUAGUAUAAAUUUAACAACAGAUCAAACAAUUGUGAAAAAGGCUUUGAUUGAUAAUGUAUUGUAUGAAAUAUCUUGUGGUGUUGUUUAGAAGAAUAAAGAAUUGUCUAUUAAGAUUUCUUUAAAUACCAAAUAAGAACAUUCCACUGCAAAAAUAGAAUAUGUUGAAUUAUCUAUAAUUAAAGAUCUUAUUUAGUUCAUAGAUUAUAAGAAUGUAUUACCUUAUACUUAACAACUGAAAUGCAUUACAACCUUUAAAUAAUUUAUUUAAUAUUUGAUAAUUCCAUUUAUUUCAAUAAAAGAAGAUGAAGGAGAAUAAAAAAUAUCAAUAUAUGCAUAGCCAUAAAGUUUAUUAAAUGAUUGUGAUAAGAUUUAAUUAUGCGAUGAAUAUUGCAUUCCAUUAUUGUAUCCAUUAGAGGAUGGAAUAUUUCGUGUGUUAUUAAAUACAAUUGCAAUAGAUUUAUAAUUUGAUCAAAGCUCUUUAGAUUAAUUUUUUGAUGUAUAUGGUUAAGAUGAUUAUGAAAGAGAGGAAGUUUAAGAAAUGAUAAGAAUGUAAGAUAAUUUAGAAAAAUCAAAUGAUACAGUGNGCUGAGGCUUCAAAAAUUAAAUUUAGACUAUAAGAACAAGAGACAGCAUAGGAAAAGAUGAAAUAGUUAUAAUAAUAACAAUAAUAAUAAUAAUAAUAAUAAUAAUAAUAACAAUAAUAAUAAUAAUAGUAAUAAUAAUAAUAAUUAUAAUAAUAAUAGUAAUAGUAAUAAUAAUAAUAACAAUAAUAAUACUAAUUUUAAUAAUAAUAAUAAUAAUAAUAAUAGCAAUAAUAAUAAUAUUCCUAAGUUUCAACUUAAUAACAAUAAAGUUCCGAUUCCUAAGCUGCAAUAAUGUAAGAAAGAAUGAGCUUUGGUGUUGCUUCAAAUCAAUCUUAAAAGAUUCAAAAUUUAUCAAUAAAAAAAUAAGAAAGGUAAAGUACAAUUGAUAUUCAUAACCUAAUUAAUGGAUUAGUAGAUACAGAUGAACCAAAGAUUAAUAGUAUAUCUAUGAUAAAUGAUACAGAUUUUACAUUAGAUUUGAAUUUAACAAUAUUAGAUUGUAAUAAAUUUUAAAAUUAAUUUAGAGAUGGAUCAAUCUAAAUAAUAUAGUAUAAAUUUAACAACAGAUCAAACAAUUGUGAAAAAGGCUUUGAUUGAUAAUGUAUUGUAUGAAAUAUCUUGUGGUGUUGUUUAGAAGAAUAAAGAAUUGUCUAUUAAGAUUUCUUUAAAUACCAAAUAAGAACAUUCCACUGCAAAAAUAGAAUAUGUUGAAUUAUCUAUAAUUAAAGAUCUUAUUUAGUUCAUAGAUUAUAAGAAUGUAUUACCUUAUACUUAACAACUGAAAUGCAUUACAACCUUUAAAUAAUUUAUUUAAUAUUUGAUAAUUCCAUUUAUUUCAAUAAAAGAAGAUGAAGGAGAAUAAAAAAUAUCAAUAUAUGCAUAGCCAUAAAGUUUAUUAAAUGAUUGUGAUAAGAUUUAAUUAUGCGAUGAAUAUUGCAUUCCAUUAUUGUAUCCAUUAGAGGAUGGAAUAUUUCGUGUGUUAUUAAAUACAAUUGCAAUAGAUUUAUAAUUUGAUCAAAGCUCUUUAGAUUAAUUUUUUGAUGUAUAUGGUUAAGAUGAUUAUGAAAGAGAGGAAGUUUAAGAAAUGAUAAGAAUGUAAGAUAAUUUAGAAAAAUCAAAUGAUACAGUGAAACCGAAACAUAAGGUUUACAACAUUAGAAGUUAUAUAGUGAAAAAUUAAUAAAAAUUGACUUAAUUUUUAUAAAAAUUAGUAAAUGAUUUAGAAGAACUAUUAUAUAGGAUUUUUAAUGUUCAAAAAUUUUCAUAAAUCAAUAAAAUAUUGAGUGGUACAUAAAUAACUAUGCCAAAUAAAAGUUAAGCCAAAGUUUAGAUGUGUUUAAUAAAAAUAUGGGACAAAAAUACUUUUUAAAGAAUUAUCUUUAUAGCUGAUAAUUCAAGAGAAUAAUGUUUUGAGUUGUUUUUAAGCAAUACAUUUGAGACUUAUGGUAAGAAUAGAAUUAAUAGUAGGUCCAAGAAAAUCAAAAGUAAAAGCAAUGGGUCAUACAUAAAUUUAAUAUGAUAAUGUAUGCUAGAAAUUAGGAUUAAAUGUUAGUAGUCUAGAUCAAGUAGAUUCUCCUUUGAUAUGUAAUAUUCUGUGCAAUUGUUAUACAUUACUGACAUUUACAAAAGAAUUGGAUGCAGAUGAUUAAGAAAGAUUUAAAGAGAAUGCCAUUUUGCAAGUUGAUUUAUCAUGUGAAUGCAAUUGCAGAAUGUUUUUGAGUAAAAAUAAUAAUGAAGUUAGCAAACCAAAACAAUAUGUAUAAAAUACCACUUACAAUGUCUUAUUUGGGCAUCCAAGAUAAACCUAUAGGAAUAAGAGUAUAGAUUUAUGAUGUGCAUACAAAUACUGAACAAGGAAUGUUUUUAUCAAUAUCAAAGGAAACAUGGGACAAAUUAGAAAUAUAAGUUAAGGGAAAACAUUCAAGGAAAUAUACACUAUAGAAUAAGAUGAGUAGUGAAUAUCAUUUACCAUAAAUUUUACAGAAUGGAGGAUUUUAAGUGAUAAAAGAAAAACUUACAGUAGAAGAGAGCAAAACAUACAGAAUAAUACAUGGAAAACAUAUAUCUUUUGUCGAUAGAUUGGAAAAUGUCCUAAAUUCUUAUUCACUAUUAGAAUAUCUCAAUAAAAAGCUAUAAUCAUGA